Molecule: messenger RNA, 1200 nt
Organism: Talaromyces marneffei
Lineage: Eukaryota; Fungi; Ascomycota; Eurotiomycetes; Eurotiales; Trichocomaceae
Exons: 4
Coding region: 1-1200 (399 amino acids)
Biological process (GO): transmembrane transport
Cellular component (GO): fungal-type vacuole membrane
Molecular function (GO): transmembrane transporter activity
Source: RefSeq, a predicted model, not a curated record
AUGCCUUCGUUCACCAAAUCCGUGUCUACUCGUGUUUCACAACACAGAUCGCAAGAUAUCUCUGACGAGGGAUACGACGACCUCGACGCCUGGAUGCAGGCAGUAGGGGCCUUUCUGGUCUACACAGCAACAUGGGGUCUAUUGAGUGCCUAUGGCUCGUACGAAAAGUACUAUGAAACAACGCUGAUGUCUUCCACCCCGUCGACCACAAUCUCGUGGGUCGGCACGCUACAGGUGGUCAUUGUCAUCUGCACAAUGACUACGGUAUUGGGCGUCAUGAUGUUGAGCUUAGCACAUGAGUACUACCAGAUCCUCCUGGCACAGGGCGUGUGCAUCGGUGUGGGAAGCGCAACUCUAUACGUGCCCAGUGUCAGUCUUGUUGCGUCAAGGUUUCAACGGCGUCGCCCGUUAGCUAUGUUUUUCGUUACCUCAGGGACUGCAAUCGGCGGCAUAAUCUACCCUAUCAUCUUUUCCACCCUCCAGCCCAAGAUCGGCUUCUCGUGGGCAACUCGAGUCCUUGGUUUCGUGACGCUAGCCGAAUUGAUUAUAGCGAUGGCAAUCAUGAUACCCAGGACUAAGAAGAGCAAGGGUCUCCAUCAAAUCCGCUCCAUUCUGGAUCCCACCGCCUUCCACGACCCAGCCUUUAUGGCUUUCUGUCUAGCUAUUUUCCUGAUGUGGGUUUCCUACUGGGUCCCCUUCUUUCUACUCCCGACCUUUGCCCUGUUCAAAGUCGGUGCAAGCUCUAAUAUAGCCUUCUACGUCUUGGUUAUUUGUAAUGCGUCGACUAUUCCAGGCCGGUACCUGGCGGUGCCAAUUUCAAACCGAUUCGGGCCAGCGCUCACCAUGGGUGGCUUCGCCAUGGCAUCCAGUAUCAUCCUCUUCGGCUGGGUUGGUGUUGAAUCGGUUACUUCGACCAUCAUCUGGGCAAUACUCAUUGCUCUGUUCAUGGGCCCGCUAGGAGCACUAUAUCCGAUUAUUGUGCCGCACGUUUCGCCAAAGAAAGAACUUGUCGGUACAAGGAUUGGUAUAUCAUCAGCUGCAGCGGCUUUCGGGACUUUAGUUGGCUUUCCUAUUACAUCUGCCUUGAAUGACAUUCAAACAGGAACCUUCUGGAAGAGCGAGGUUUUGAAUGGUUCUUGCAUGUUUUGUGGGGCUGUUCUGAUGGUAUACGUCCAUUAUAAGAUGCCCAAGACGAGUUGA